AUGGAAUCCAUCGGAAGUCCUCCGCCAGCACCCCUUAGUGGUGGCCGCGCCGCCGCCGGAGCAAAUGGAAUAGCGGCGUUCCAAAUGCCACUUCACUACCCAAGGUACACACGUGUGGAGUACGAGUCCAUGCCCGAGUGGAAGCUUGACUGCUUGUUGGCCCAAUACGGCCUGCACGUGGGAGGAGACGUUGACCACAAGAGGAAAUUCGCUAUGGGAGCUUUCUUUUCAUAUUUUAUCGUGUGUGGUGUGUUUAAUGUUCUUAUGGGUUGCUUUAGUGCACACGUACUUGAUCCCCACACAAUGGAUGCUCUUCAAAUAACUUCUCCACAGCUUUACUGCAUCGAGUGUCUAUAUUGCAAUGAAAACUUGACGGCUUCGUAA
This is a messenger RNA of Striga asiatica, 384 nucleotides long. Lineage: Eukaryota; Viridiplantae; Streptophyta; Magnoliopsida; Lamiales; Orobanchaceae. The record is from the annotation of a GenBank genome assembly.